This is a messenger RNA of Rhodamnia argentea, 1250 nucleotides long. RefSeq names its product N-acylphosphatidylethanolamine synthase. Gene Ontology annotation, biological process: phospholipid metabolic process. Lineage: Eukaryota; Viridiplantae; Streptophyta; Magnoliopsida; Myrtales; Myrtaceae. The record is from RefSeq and is a predicted model, not a curated record. Bases 57 to 908 code for a protein of 283 amino acids. The transcript has 5 exons.
UUCAGAGAGAGGCGAAGAAGGGAAGCCCUUUCGUGAUCGGCAAGUUCUCGUUCGAAAUGGCGAAGAGGAAGAUGGAGUGGGCCGCCAGCGGGACCCACUUGCGAGGAAUGCCGAGGAGGGUGGUGUUCAUGGCCGUCGGAGCGUUCGCCAAGGCGGUGGCGAACCUCCUCAACACCACCACCGUCCACAACGCCGACACCCUCCUCCGCCUCGUCCGCCACCGCCCUCCCGGCGUCCCUCUCCUCACCGUCAGCAACCACAUGUCCACGUUGGACGAUCCUGUGAUGUGGGGAUUCAAGGGAUUUCCCACCAUGGAUGCAAGAAUGGCCCGAUGGGUACUAGCUGCUGAAGACAUUUGCUUUAAAAAUGCAGUGCUCUCAUAUAUUUUUCGACUUGGGAAAUGCGUACCUAUCACCAGGGGUGCUGGUAUAUAUCAAGAACACAUGAACGAAGCUCUUGAGCGAUUAAGUGAUGGAGAAUGGUUGCAUACAUUUCCAGAAGGAAAAGUGUCCCAAGAAGAUGGACCUAUACGACGAUUAAAGUGGGGAACUGCUAGUCUAAUUAAUCGAGCCCCUGUAACUCCAAUAGUCCUGCCGAUCGUUCAUCAUGGACUUCAAGAGGUUAUGCCUGAAAACUAUUUCCAUGGCAGAAGACCUCUUCUCCCCCUAUGUAAUAAAAGAAUUAAUAUUGUUGUAGGUGAGCCAAUUGAGUUCAACCUUCCUAAAAUGAGGGAAAUGGCAAUAACUACUUCUCGUGACUUUUCGCUUCCUACUUUGGGAUGGCCUAGUGCAUCUCCAUGUGGACUUGAUGAGGCAGCACAGAGAUCUCUGUAUAAUGCUAUAUCAGAUCGAAUUCAAGCUGUUAUGGAGAGCUUACGCAUUUUUGGUAAAAAAAUUUUAAUGCCAUAAAAUUAAGGGCUGCCCCUUUUUAGUUAAGCCCAGCCAAAUGAGUUUUAACAAUUCGCCGGAAUUUUGACGGCACCGGUAUGUUCCCUUGCAGUUGAUGAUAGAAUAAGAAUAUUUUUUCCGUUCAUUUUGUCUGUCUAAUUUAUUCAUAUACUUUAGUUGUGGCUCAAGAAGCGGCAGAUUCUUUUUGGUCAUGCCUUCUAAAUUAUGGAGUGCAUCAGGCUAAAGCUCCAUAUUGAAGGAUAGACAAAGCAUGUCUUGAAGAAGCGGGCAACAAAUCUUGUUCUACAUUUCUAUCUUCGUAUGUGCUCAUUUUAGAUUUCAAAAUUCAUCUCCAUAUCAAUC